This is a messenger RNA of Colletotrichum godetiae, 1003 nucleotides long. RefSeq lists its product as uncharacterized. The transcript has a single exon. The record is from RefSeq and is a predicted model, not a curated record. The coding region runs from base 170 to 1003 and encodes 277 amino acids. NCBI's taxonomy places the organism in Eukaryota, Fungi, Ascomycota, Sordariomycetes, Glomerellales, Glomerellaceae.
GAUCAGGGAAAGAUUGGUUUUCCCUCCAGUCCGCAUUCUUGAGCGGCGCAGUUCUAGUAGUAUGUCUGCUGCGGUUGUGCACGUAUAACUUGAGCGUCAUGGAGCUCACUAGGGAGGUCAUCGUAACACGUUGUGUUUGUUUGAGGCUUGAGAGCGGUCUUCCGACAGCAUGGCAUGCUCUCCAGUCAACCAGCAAGCACUUGUGCCGGUGUGUCGAGGUACGCCGCUUUCCACUAGGUCGGCAGAUCCGUUCGUCACCUCGCCUCAGCCAUGGUCUUCAGCCUGGCAGGCGCCGUCUCUCCAAGAUUUUUAUGGCACCGCCGACCGACGAGACUCGUUUCCCUGCUAUGAGGCACCUCCCAACACUUCUGCACCACCGGGUGUCGACCGCGUCGACAGUUCUGUCUUCCCCGACCUUGUCGAGCCCAAUCAGUACAGAGAUGGGAUUCUCGACCCAGCGUUAGUCGAGUUCCUCCAACUUGAUGUUGGCGAACAAUAUAUCAUCGAGCGACGUCUGCAACGGCAACCCUGGAAGGCACUUACAGCUGGCUUCCAGCAGCGCUUCGGCGUUUCGGCAUCCUCGAAGCAGUCUGCUCUAAUGAUGAGGCUAAGCCGAUUGAAGAAGGAGCACCCUCAAAUUCGCUCAUUGUUCGAGAAAGCGUCUCUAAAGGGACGUUCCAGGAGGCCAAAAGAGCAGGGCUAUCGUCGAGAGACGCCGUCGCAAGAUAGGGAUGUAGCAGUAGAAGAGACGAUAGGGGUAGGACACGGGGAUGGUUCGCAACAUAGGGGAGGUGGGAGACGUGGGAAACCCCCUAACAGACCACAGAAGUCGUUCUAUAAGGGCAGGGGAAACCGCAUAACACAGAGCGAAGCCGCUGCGGCUGCAGACAUGGUACUCAUCUUUGUCAGUCAGCCAGAAGUGCGAGAAUGGAUGGCCGACGCGGAGUAUAAGUCGCUCGUCAGGGUCAGGAGCCGUCUACGGGAGCAGGCAGAUAUACGGUAA